Molecule: messenger RNA, 1308 nt
Organism: Ichthyophthirius multifiliis
Lineage: Eukaryota; Ciliophora; Oligohymenophorea; Hymenostomatida
Product: protein kinase domain protein
Exons: 5
Biological process (GO): protein phosphorylation; mitotic DNA damage checkpoint signaling
Cellular component (GO): cytoplasm; nucleus
Molecular function (GO): ATP binding; protein serine/threonine kinase activity
Source: RefSeq, a predicted model, not a curated record
AUGGAAUAACUUGAACAAUAAUUAAACUAAGGAGAUUGCAAAUUUUAAAAUUUUUCAACAUAUUUUAUACCUAAAAAAUAAUUAGGUUAAGGUUCAUUUGGAAAAGUAAUACAAGUUUUAGAUAUAAGCAGUUAAGAGGAAAUAGCAGUAAAGAUAAUAAAUAAAAAACGCAUGUCAGAAUAAAGCAUAUAAAAAAUCAAACAAGAAGCUUUAAUUUUACACAGACUAAAUCAUCCAAACAUAGUCAAAUUUAAAAAAUUGGUAGAAACAAAUUCAAAAAUACUUAUUGGAAUGGAACUUGCAAAAGGAGGUUCUUUACAAGAACUUAUUAUGAAUAGGAAAAAAUUAAACUUAAAUUUUAGUUAAAGUGAGGCCUCGCAUAUUUUUAAAUCUAUAAUAGAAGGAUUAGCUUAUAUACAUUCAUAAAAUAUUGUACAUAGAGAUUUAAAACCAGAAAAUAUACUUAUUGAUAAUAUUAAUGACUUUUAAACUAUAAAAAUUGCAGACUUCGGACUAAGUUAAGCUUUUUCGUUUUGGAGCUCGAGUAUGUUAACUAAAUAAUGUGGUACUUUAUUAUAUAUGGCACCUGAGUUUUUUACAAGUUAUGCUUAUUCAAAAUAGAUAGAUUUGUGGAGCUGUGGAAUUAUAUUAUAUAAUUUACUUGAUAGUGGAAAUCAUCCAUUUUAUGAUAGUAUGAAAGACAGUUCUGAAAGUUUUAAGAAUAAAUUGAUAUAAAAAAAAUAGAUAAAAUACCCCGAAUAUUUAAAUAAAAUUUCAAUAAAUUUAUUAGAAAAGCUACUUGCUUUAAAUCCUUCUGAAAGAUACUCUGCAAUACAAGUUUUAUAACAUCCCUUUACUACAAGAAGAUUAAAUGAUGAAAUUCCAAUGACCUUUAAUGAAAAAAUUAUUCGUAUUUAAAAUAUGGAAAAUUUGUUAGAUAAAAUAAAGGAAAAAUAAGCUGUUGAAAAAGGACUUAUGAAAAGGUAUUUAAUGAAUACUAAGUCGAGAUAAUAUAAUAUAAAUAGGAAUUUAUAAAAAAGCGCAUAAAAUAAACCCGAAAAUGAUAUGAGUGAAGAAACUAAAAUUAAAUAUAAAAAAUUACUAGAAGAUGGUUAUAGAAUACCUUGUGUUAUUUGUUGCGUUAAUUUAGGAUAUAUAAAAUAUACAUCAUGUUGUGGAUAGCCUAUGCAUGGUCAUUGCUAAACAGAAAAAAUAUAAAAUUGCCCAUUUUGUAGAGAUGAAAAAUAUAAACUUAUUACAGAAGUUCUAUAUCCGGAUAGAGCUUUUACUCUGGAGAAAUUAGAUUGA